This is a messenger RNA of Xyrichtys novacula (pearly razorfish), 3282 nucleotides long. Lineage: Eukaryota; Metazoa; Chordata; Actinopteri; Labriformes; Labridae. The record is from the annotation of a GenBank genome assembly.
AUGAAGGAAGGCUUCAUGGAGAAAACUGGUCCAAAGGUUUCUGUUGGUUAUACUCCAUUAAUCUUGCCACCUAUCUUAAAGGUGCAGUGAGUAGUAUAUAAUGGCAUUUAGCCAAACAGACAAACAGAUUAGGUAGAAAGGGGAUAUCAUUUGUAACUCUGUUUAAGUUAUAAUAUAAUCACGUCAAUAUGAAAACUGUAUUGUCUUUUUGUUAACUCAGAAUGAGCUUUUUAUAUCUACAUGGGAGCAGAUCCCCCUUAGCCUGGCUGGGCCAUCCAGUUGCGUGAAUCACUUGCUGUUCCCUCCCACAACAGUCUGGACUUCGGGCAAUUGGGAACGUGUAUUAGAAAUCAGAAAAUAACUGGGCCAAUCAGUGACUGUGUUUCCACUGUUCCCCGGACAACAAGGAAAGGCAGCCCCUGAUUGGUCCAUGUGUAGAUGGUGACGUCUAACACCUGCUGCAGGACUUUUCAAAGCGCCGUUCAUUUAGAACGCCGUUAAUUCUGCAGUUGACUUUGCAAAGUCGGCAGAAAUCGUUUAUAUCCGCAGAAGAAGACAUAAAAGACAUUGUUUGCUCGCACACGUUGAAAUAUUACCAAACCUUUACUUGAUGCUUGAGAGCCUAGCAGGGAACACAGUUGCACACUGUGAUGACGUUAGGUGUUUGGUUACGGUGAUUGGUUACAGUAGUCUGUCUAUCAAGGAAAGUACUCCCGCCCACUUUUAGGGCUCCCAAUUGGCUGAAAUCCAGACUGUUGUGGGAAGGAACGGCAAGUGAUUCACGGAACUGGAUGGCCAAGCCAGGCUAGGUCCCCCUUACACUGUGACUGACAUUGUAGUAUUGUAGUGUUCCUGUAUUUUGUGAAAGACCACAAAGAAUCUAGUAUCUGAAUGCUCUAUUUUGCUUAUUCCCAUCUCUACACACUGUACCUUUGAAUAAAAACAUUGUAUACGAGUCAGGCAUUAAAUAAUGGUUCUCUUUUAGCCUUGUGACCAAAGGAUGCCUUCAUAAAAUGGAUUUCAUUCAGUAACUUAUUUCUUUGUGUCAAGUUUGAAUAUUUAAAUGAUGUUCAUUAGUAAAGGCCAAAAGAUCAAACAUUUAGAAAACAUCUUUUCGUUCUGUUCCUAAAUUCUAGUUAUUUUGCUUGAACUGUAGAGGACAGUGGCAUAUUAAUGUAUUUUUAUUUAAUGCUCAAAAUUCUUCAAGAUGAUUUUUACGUUUGACUUAUAAUAACUUAGAUUACAAAACUUUGAGCUUUAAUUUGUAACAUCAGCAAACAAGUUGUAAACCCCACUAUUUUCAAUACUGUCCUUGGUUGACUCAUUUCCCCUUCCAUAGCACACAGAAGGCUUCAAGAAGAGGUGGUUUACUAUGGAUGACAGAAGGCUCAUGUAUUUUAAAGAUCCUCUGGUAAGAAGAGGCGACACCUUUAACCUUACCUUCUGUACUGUGCAAGCACUUUAUUUGUAAAGGGACCCCCAUUUUUUUCCCUGUGUAUCAAAGGAUGCCUAUGCACGUGGUGAGGUGUUCAUCGGCAGUAAGGAAAGCAGCUACACCGUCUUGUCUGGCUUGCCCCCAUCCACACAGGGCUACCACUGGAACCAUGGCAUCACCAUUAUCACGCCAGACAGAAAAUUCCUGUUUGCCUGCGAGACAGAAGCUGAGCAACGAGAUUGGAUUGCUGCCUUCCAGAGGGUCAUUAAUCGACCAAUGAGGCCUCAGGAGUAUGCAGGUAUAAAUAAAUGUAAUCAUUUAAACACUGAAGAAAUUUGUUUAGAUCACAUAAAUGUCACAUAAAUAUUCACGACUGCUCGUACUUUAUAGUAUCAAGUUUAAUAAAGCAAUCAAUCUCUCUCUCUCUCUCUCUCUGUAUGUAUAUACACUCACCGGCCACUUUAUUAGGUACACCAUGCUAGUAACGGGUUGGACCCCCUUUUGCCUUCAGAACUGCCUCAAUUCUUCGUGGCAUAGAUUCAACAAGGUGCUGGAAGCAUUCCUCAGAGAGCUUGGUCCAUAUUGACAUGAUGGCAUCACACAGUUGCCGCAGAUUAGUUGGCUGCACAUCCAUGAUGCGAAUCUCCCGUUCCACCACAUCCCAAAGAUGCUCUAUUGGAUUGAGAUCUGGUGACUGUGGAGGUCAUUUGAGUACAGUGAACUCAUUGUCAUGUUCAAGAAACCAGUCUGAGAUGAUUCCAGCUUUAUGACAUGGCGCAUUAUCCUGCUGAAAGUAGCCAUCAGAAGUUGGGUACAUUGUGGUCAUAAAGGGAUGGACAUGGUCAGCAACAAUACUCAGGUAGGCUGUGGCGUUGCAACGAUGCUCAAUUGGUACCAAGGGGCCCAAAGAGUGCCAAGAAAAUAUUCCCCACACCAUGACACCACCACCACCAGCCUGAACCGUUGAUACAAGGCAGGAUGGAUCCAUGCUUUCAUGUUGUUGACGCCAAAUUCUGACCCUACCAUCCGAAUGUCGCAGCAGAAAUCGAGACUCAUCAGACCAGGCAACGUUUUUCCAAUCUUCUAUUGUCCAAUUUCGAUGAGCUUGUGCAAAUUGUAGCCUCAGUUUCCUGUUCUUAGCUGAAAGGAGUGGCACCCGGUGUGGUCUUCUGCUGCUGUAGCCCAUCUGCCUCAAAGUUCGACGUACUGUGCGUUCAGAGAUGCUCUUCUGCCUACCUUGGUUGUAACGGGUGGUUAUUUGAGUCACUGUUGCCUUUCUAUCAGCUCGAACCAGUCUGGCCAUUCUCCUCUGACCUCUGGCAUCAACAAGGCAUUUCCGCCCACAGAACUGCCGCUCACUGGAUAUUUUUUCUUUUUCGGACCAUUCUCUGUAAACCCUAGAGAUGGUUGUGCGUGAAAAUCCCAGUAGAUCAGCAGUUUCUGAAAUACUCAGACCAGCCCUUCUGGCACCAACAACCAUGCCACGUUCAAAGUCACUCAAAGCACCUUUCUUCCCCAUACUGAUGCUCGGUUUGAACUGCAGGAGAUUGUCUUGACCAUGUCUACAUGCCUAUAUGCACUAAGUUGCCGCCAUGUGAUUGGCUGAUUAGAAAUUAAGUGUUAACGAGCAGUUGGACAGGUGUACCUAAUAAAGUGGCCGGUGAGUGUAUAUAUAUAUAUAUAUAUAUAUAUAUAUAAAUAGUUUUGUCAUAUUGUAUUUUAGCACUUCAAAAAACACACUUUAACUAAACAGAACAGAACAGGUUACCUGUUUUAUCGUAUACAACUGACAGCUUUACCUGUUGUGUGUCUCUGCAGUGGAGGCCCAUUUUAAACACAAGCCUUGA